UACCUCCUCCUUGUCAAAAAACGACGAACCUGAAAAACCUCCUCAGCCUCAAGGUUCCCGGAGCUUCGUUGCAGAAUGGAUUCGGCCUCCAAAUUCCUUCGUAUUUUAUCCAAUGACAACAACAAGAACACCCUUAUCAACGUCUGUUUAGUCUUUUCCUUCGCGGCACUGAGCGCAAGGUCAAUCAAGCAGGAGAGACAAAUUGAAGCUCUGGAGGCCGAGAAAAAUUCACUUCUCGAUUCCAAUAAAGCGUUGAAGAAAACCAUGUGGGAUUGGAAGCAACAGCUAUUCGCCGAAGCCUCAACCCAAUCUGCUUUAGUCCCUCUUGCCAGGAUCAAAGCUAUCUAUGGCGAAGCUCCCAUUUCCCCUUCCGGAGCAGUAAAUGCCGCAACUGAAGAUGCAACUUCACGAAGCUCCAAACUUAUGGUUUAAUGUUAGGUUCACUCUAGUUUCUUAGGUUUUGUUUCCUUUGUUCACAAAUUGGCCGAAGAAUCAAACUCCAUUAAGAUUGCAUAUUUCUAUGCUCGAGGCUAAACAAAAAGUAGUGCAGGAUAUAAAGAAUUAGAUUUUUCUGUUUUACGCACGAAUGUAUUCUUAUCAACUUCGAAGUCAGAGAUCUUAUUCCCUCCUCCCACAUUCUCUCAAAAGGAAAUCAAAAGGAAAAAAGAAAAAUGUCUUUUUAGUUUGCCUAA
Cucumis melo (muskmelon) is the source of this 692-nucleotide messenger RNA. RefSeq lists its product as uncharacterized. NCBI's taxonomy places the organism in Eukaryota, Viridiplantae, Streptophyta, Magnoliopsida, Cucurbitales, Cucurbitaceae. The transcript is spliced from 2 exons. The coding region runs from base 76 to 432 and encodes 118 amino acids. Gene Ontology annotation, cellular component: mitochondrion. The record is from RefSeq and is a predicted model, not a curated record.